GUUAUCUGGAUCUUUCUUGCUUGGAAAAGAACAAAGGCAAUUAAAGAAAUGUUACAUAUUCAUUAAACGGACUGCAUAUUCAAGAGCUGAAAGUGUCAGCUAAGCCAGCCCUGAAGGCAUGAUGACAAUGAAAGUGACAACAACCAACUUGAAUCUAAACAAGCCUGAGAGAGGUGUGUUUUCUCAGCGGCGCUGCCUCUCAGAGUGGCCGCCAUUAGGAAUUGUAUCUGAGGUUCACCUCUAGUCAACUAAGAUCACACUGGAAAUCCCAAUUUAAAGUGGUUGCAUAAGCCACCGUGUUGGCCAGUGGAAGUGGGAGCUUUGCUGUAGACGCUAUGUCUGCCCUCAGACCUGUGGUGAAACCUAAGAUCGUCAAGAAGAGAACCAAGAAGUUCAUUCGUCAUCAGUCAGAUCGCUAUGUCAAGAUCAAGUGCAACUGGCGUAAACCAAGAGGUAUCGAUAACAGAGCUCGCCGGAGGUUCAAGGGCCAAAUCUUGAUGUCCAACAUUGGUUAUGGUAGCAAUAGAAAGAUGAAACACACGCUGCCCAGAGGAUUCAAAAAGUUUCUGGUCCACAAUGUCAAAGAACUUGAGGUGCUGAUGUUGAGUAACAAGUCUUAUUGUGCAGAGAUUGCUCACAACGUUUCCUCCAAGAAUCACAAGGUAAUUGUGGAACAAGCAGCUCAGCUUGCUAUCAAGAUCACCAAUCCAAAUGCCUCAGCUCUACAAGCAAGCUGCCACAGACAGAGAAGAUUUGGGAAGAAACCAACCGAAGGAAAACCUCCCCAAGACCUCAACAUGGAUUGA
This is a messenger RNA of Chrysemys picta bellii (western painted turtle), 806 nucleotides long. Its product is annotated as large ribosomal subunit protein eL32-like. Gene Ontology annotation, biological process: translation. Lineage: Eukaryota; Metazoa; Chordata; Testudines; Emydidae. Gene Ontology annotation, cellular component: ribosome; cytosolic large ribosomal subunit. The record is from RefSeq and is a predicted model, not a curated record. Gene Ontology annotation, molecular function: structural constituent of ribosome.